This is a messenger RNA of Abrus precatorius (Indian licorice), 1396 nucleotides long. RefSeq names its product pentatricopeptide repeat-containing protein At3g46790, chloroplastic-like. Gene Ontology annotation, molecular function: zinc ion binding; protein binding; RNA binding. Bases 15 to 1220 code for a protein of 401 amino acids. Gene Ontology annotation, biological process: RNA modification. The transcript has a single exon. NCBI's taxonomy places the organism in Eukaryota, Viridiplantae, Streptophyta, Magnoliopsida, Fabales, Fabaceae. The record is from RefSeq and is a predicted model, not a curated record.
UGACUUGGACGGUGAUGAUUGGUGCUUAUGCUGAUUGCAAUGCCUAUGAGUCAUUGGUGUUGUUUGAUAGGAUGAGGGAAGAAGGGGUUGUUCCUGACAAGGUUGCUAUGGUGACUGUUGUCAAUGCAUGUGCCAAACUGGGGGCUAUGCAUAGGGCUAGGUUCGUUAAUGAAUAUAUUUUGAGAAACGGUUUCUCUAUGGAUGUGAUCCUGGGGACUGCAAUGAUUGAUAUGUAUGCAAAGUGUGGAAGUGUUGAGUCUGCAAGAGAGGUUUUUGAUAGGAUGAAAGAAAAAAAUGUUAUUUCUUGGAGUGCUAUGAUUGCUGCAUAUGGUUAUCACGGGAGGGGGAAGGAAGCAAUUGAUUUAUUUCAUAUGAUGUUGAGCUGCGCAAUAUUUCCGAAUAGGGUCACCUUUGUCUCCCUCUUACAUGCUUGUAGCCAUGCAGGACUGACUGAAGAGGGUCUUCGCUUUUUCAACUUGAUGUGGGAAGAGCAUGCUGUUAGGCCUGACGUCAAACACUAUACCUGUAUGGUUGAUCUUCUGGGCCGUGCGGGGAGGCUUGAAGAGGCUGUAAAAUUGAUUGAGGCCAUGACUAUUGAAAAAGAUGAGAGGCUGUGGAGUGCUUUGCUUGGGGCAUGUAGAAUUCAUGGGAACAUGGAGUUAGCAGAAAAAGCAGCCAAUUCUCUACUUGAACUACAGCCACAAAAUCCAGGGCACUAUGUAUUACUAGCUAAUAUUUAUGCUAAAGCUGGUAAGUGGGAAAAAGUUGCAACAUUUAGGGAUAUGAUGACUCAAAGGAAGCUGAAGAAAGUUCCUGGGUGGACAUGGAUUGAAGUGGAUAACAAAACAUAUCAGUUUAGUGUUGGAGAUAGAUCCCAUCCUCAAUCAAAGGAGAUCUAUGAAAUGUUGAUGAGUUUAAUUAAGAAGUUGGAAAUGGCUGGCUAUGUACCUGAUAUAGAUUUUGUGUUGAAAGAUGUUGAAGAAGAAGCUAAGAAAGAAAUGUUGUACGCACAUAGUGAAAAGUUAGCCAUUGCAUUUGGCUUAAUUGCCAUCCCUGAGGGUGAACCCAUUAGGAUCUCCAAAAAUCUGAGGGUCUGUGGUGAUUGUCACACGUUUAGUAAGAUGGUUUCGGCUCUUAUGAGAAGGUCCAUAAUUGUUCGGGAUGCAAAUCGCUUUCACCAUUUUAGUGAUGGAACUUGUUCAUGUGGGGACUACUGGUAGCAUGAUGACAGUGUACAGGUCAAUCUUGUGUCCAACUAUUGCAUAUGCUUACCAAGUACCAAAAAUAUGUGAUGAGUUUCAAAUGUAAUUACUGACUACAACAGACGGGUACUUGGUAAGUUUCGAGGCCAUAUUGACCUUUUUCAGGUAUGAGUAGAUUAUUUUGGGCAAUAUAC